CACCUUCCGGAGGAUCCAGCUCCCGGCCAGGGGCCACGACUGCCGCCACAUACAGUGCUUCGACCUGGAGUCCUACCUGCAGCUCAACUGCGAGCGGGGCACGUGGCGGUGUCCCGUGUGCAAUAAGACGGCCUUGCUGGAGGGCCUCGAGGUGGACCAGUACAUGCUGGGCAUCCUCAUCUACAUCCAGAACUCGGACUACGAGGAGAUCACCAUCGACCCCACGUGCAGCUGGAAGCCGGUGCCCAUCAAGCCCGACCUCCACGUCAAGGAGGAGCCCGACGGGCCGGUGCUCAAGCGCUGCCGCACCAUGAGCCCCACGCACAUGGUGCUGCCCAACAUCAUGGAGAUGAUCGCGGCGCUGGGCCCCGGCUCCUCGCCCUUCCCGGCGCUGCCUCCGCCGCCCGCCGGCGCCGGCUACGGCACGGCGCUCGGAUGCCACCCGGAUUCCCGCGAGGCUGCGAAGGCGGCGCUGCCAGCGCUGGCCCGUAGCCCGCGGCGGCGCUUGCCGGGGAGCCUCGAGGUGGCCCUUUGGGGCCAUCGACCCCCUUUUCGGGCCGUCCCGUGGGCUCUUGAGGAGCCCAAGUACCCUGGUUGCACUAACACCUUGUUUUUCUCUUUGCAGCUGUUUGCAGACAAGGUCCCAAAGACAGCAGAAAACUUUCGUGCUCUGAGCACUGGUGAGAAAGGAUUUGGCUACAAGGGAUCCUGCUUCCACAGAAUCAUUCCUGGGUUCAUGUGCCAGGGCGGCGACUUCACGCGCCACAACGGAACCGGUGGCAAGUCCAUUUAUGGGGAGAAGUUCCCUGACGAGAACUUCAUCCUGAAGCACACGGGCCCCGGCAUCUUGUCCAUGGCCAACGCCGGCCCCAACACGAACGGAUCCCAGUUCUUCAUCUGCACUGCCAAGACCGAGUGGUUGGAUGGCAAGCACGUCGUCUUCGGCCGCGUCAAGGAGGGCAUGAACGUGGUGGAGGCCAUGGAGCGCUGCGGGUCCAAAGAUGGCAAGACGAGCAAGAAGAUCACCAUUUCCGACUGCGGGCAGCUCUCGUAAAGGAGAA
Molecule: messenger RNA, 1061 nt
Organism: Tinamus guttatus (white-throated tinamou)
Lineage: Eukaryota; Metazoa; Chordata; Aves; Tinamiformes; Tinamidae
Source: RefSeq, a predicted model, not a curated record